AUGAGAUGUCUUACCCAACAGAAGGGAGUUGAUGUCACUGGGAUUGUAGCAGUCGUUUGUGCUCGCUACGCCAUCUUCCAUCCAGGGGCAAUGGUUGAUCUCUAUGUUGGAGAGUGGUACAUCAUAUCAUUCUGCAACCAUGUACCAAUUACUCACAUCAUUCAAUAG
This is a messenger RNA of Laccaria bicolor S238N-H82, 168 nucleotides long. RefSeq lists its product as uncharacterized. The transcript has a single exon. Lineage: Eukaryota; Fungi; Basidiomycota; Agaricomycetes; Agaricales; Hydnangiaceae. The coding region runs from base 1 to 168 and encodes 55 amino acids. The record is from RefSeq and is a predicted model, not a curated record.